AUGAAACUAAACGUCCAUAAAACAAAUAUAUUUAUUUUCUUAGAUCACCCUGUAAGAUCAACAUCAGAAACUAACUCCUUAUUUUCUCGUCUCUCUUUCGCCAUCUCUUGUUGUUCUUUUUCUUUCUUACUAUUUCUGUUUUUCUCUAUACAUGUCCUUUCUUUUCAUUUCAGUUUUCUUCUUUUCCAUUUUAAUUUUUUCCCUUCUGUUCUCUUACUUUCUGUAAUCAUUUGCUCACUCAUUCAUUCUCCUUCCUUUUCUUUUUACUGUCUCUCUCUCUCUCUUUCAUUCAACAGCAUCAUCUCACUCGCCUUCUUCUUAUCUAUUUCUCUGUUUGUUUUUCGUUUUAUCAUCUUCAUUUCUUUCUUUCUUCAUCUUAUAUUUCCUAUUGUUUUCUUUUCUCUCAGAGUCUUUCCAAAUCGAGCGCAUUUUUACAGUGUUCAGAUUUUAAACAGAAUGUCUAUGUGUAAUAUUAUAUUUACUACGAAAACCACAGUAGUUAUUUUCUCUCUCUCUCUCUCUCUCUCUCUCUCUCUCUCUCUCUCUCUCACCUGUCUUACACAUGCACUGCAGACGAUUAUAUCUUCUAAUCAUAUAUACUCACUCCUUGUUUUGUCCGAACCCUUGUCACGGUUUUAUUUUACGUUUUCUUUACAUACACUAGAAGAAUUAGUAGUCAUAUUAUCUUGA
Molecule: messenger RNA, 690 nt
Organism: Acanthosepion pharaonis
Lineage: Eukaryota; Metazoa; Mollusca; Cephalopoda; Sepiida; Sepiidae
Source: the annotation of a GenBank genome assembly